This is a messenger RNA of Notolabrus celidotus (New Zealand spotty), 5181 nucleotides long. RefSeq names its product beta-1,4-N-acetyl-galactosaminyl transferase 3b (gene b4galnt3b). Bases 379 to 3615 code for a protein of 1078 amino acids. The record is from RefSeq and is a predicted model, not a curated record. Gene Ontology annotation, cellular component: Golgi cisterna membrane. The transcript is spliced from 20 exons. NCBI's taxonomy places the organism in Eukaryota, Metazoa, Chordata, Actinopteri, Labriformes, Labridae. Gene Ontology annotation, molecular function: acetylgalactosaminyltransferase activity.
AAGUUGAGUGUGGUAAAUCUGGUGGGAGAUUUCACGUCUUACUUUGUUGUUUGUGCAGCGUCGUGCAUGGAGCCUCCAGUGGUCUCUGGAGAACUAGAACCCUCCAUGUGAAGGGGCACCAGGCCAUGUUUUGUAGAGAUUUGUGGAUGAUUGACAUCGCUCAGUGUGGGGUACCGGCCACCCCAGAUCAUGCUGGGAGUUUUCGCGGGAUGAGAGCCACCAGGGGCCGUGCGCACUGGGGAUAGCCAGGGUGCCGGUGUUACGCACCCACUGGGAGCAGCGGUGGGUUGCGGGCGGCAGGCGGACGGGCUUGGAGUGGGGUCGGCUCCCUCCUGAUGACAAAGCAGGUGAACAAUUUCACAAUUUCACCAGUGGAUCAUGACGAUCGCAUCGUUUUUCCCUUUGAAGAAACUGCGGCGGAACGGCAAAUAUCUACUGUUCGGAGCGAUUCUGCUGAUCGGAUUUUUGGCCGUCUACCAUGAGAUGGUGGCUGCAAAAGCAUGGAGCAGUGACACCGGCAUAAAUGUUGACGCUGGUGGCAGCUGGAGAAGACCCAUGUUUGAGGAAAGGGUCAGAAAAGAAUAUCAACCAGUCUCUGAGGAGGACUCUACUGCCUGGAGGUCCAGCUUCAAUUCACAAACCUGGAAACCAGAGUAUAAGGGACAGGCCAAUCUGCACGUCUUUGAGGACUGGUGUGGCAGUUCUACAGCUGACCUCUUCAAGAACCUGCACUACCCGCUGUAUCCUCAUUCCAGGACUACGGUGCAGAAGCUGGCUGUCUCUCCUCAGUGGACCAACUACGGGCUUAGGAUAUUUGGUUAUAUACAUCCAUACACUGACGGAGACUUUGUGUUUGCUUUGAGCUCUGAUGACAACUCAGAGUUUUGGCUCAGCACGGAUGACUCUCCCUUGAACUUGCAAUUGCGGGCAUGGGUUGGAAAGACUGGCGAAGAGUGGACAGCCCCUGGGGAGUUUGAGAAGUAUGCUAGUCAAACCUCCAGACCAGUUUUGUUGUCUGCUCAGAAGAGGUACUUUUUUGAAGUAAUCCACAAGCAAAAUGAUAAAGGGACGGACCACGUGGAGGUGGCAUGGCAGCUCUUGAACCACGAAGUUAGGUUCGUGGUUAUUGAUUCUCGUCACAUCUCCCUUUAUGUUGAUGAGUCAGCGUUGUUAAUGAGUGACGUCGCACACAUACCACAGACGGCUGCAAGCCACCAACGCACUCCGAUGAAACAGCGUGGUUUUGAUGUAGACAUGAUGAGGGAAGACCCACGAGACUCUCUCUACAAAGUGCCUCUGAUGAACAGCAAGUUCUUACAAGGUGUUCUGCCAGACUGCUUGUACAAACCCAGCUACAUAAUCAAAGACUUUCCUCUGACGCGCUACCAAGGACUACAGUUUGUCCACAUGUCCUACAUCUACCCCAACGACUACACCCGCCUCUCUCACAUGGAGACAGAGAACAGCUGCUUCUACCCUGAGAGCCCCUACUACAUGAAGAUGUUCGGUUUUUCGAGAUACAUGAGAUUAGACCGUCCUGAAAAUGAAAACCCGCUCCAAGAUUUUGGUUUUCAGAAGAGGAAAUCUGUACGAGAUGGGGAGGACGAGUUUGACAACGACGUCUAUUACAGAGAAAAGGAAGAAAGACCAGGCCAUAUAAAUAAUGCUCUUUUUCCAGACUAUGGUGAUGAUUAUGAUGACUAUGUCCAGAAACGCAGACGCAAACUCUUCUCAUUACUCGGCCAAGACAAGCACAACACCUCUGAUACAGGACCUCGUGUGCUGAAGCCUCAGCCUGUGGUGCCUCAACCAGCAGAGCCUCAUCAGGUGUUGCCACCACAAACCUUAAAACAUCCCUCGCACCUGCAACAGAACUGGACAGAAUUAAGACAAGAAGGCCAGGUUAAAAAUGUAGAAAAGGUCAAACCAAAUAGGAUCCAAAAACCAAUGAAGAAAAAGAAGCUUAAAUCAAUAAAGAAAUCUGUGAUUUAUAGACAGACAAAUGUAACAAUACCAGGGGACAGAGAUCAGCUUAAAGCAAAAAAACAACCGUCAGAACAGCUCAACCCUAAACGGCAUCAGAUCCAGGCGUCUCAUAAAAAACCCAGAAACCAAAGUAUCAGAGACUCAGAGGUUCAGCUAGUAAACAGGGAUUUUGCUCUGCUUGAAAAACCCAAAGUAGCUAAGCAGUUGGGAAAUGUUAGUAAAGGACUGGUGCACAAACCAGCCCACCUCAAGCGUCCCACCUACCAUGAGAGGGAGCAACCUUUAGUGAGGCUCAGCCAGAGCAACCAGGAUCACAGAAAACACCUCAGAGUUGAGGAGAAAGAAAUUAUCACUCCUCUGCAACAGGAUUUAGAUAAUAGCAUCCACAAGGUAAAGAUAACCACCAGAGGGAAAAAGGACACAACGUUGGAAAGAGUGGAGGACCAAGUGGGUGAGCAAGAUGAGGCUAUGAACAGGGAGGAAACCAUGGAGGGUGAUAAAGACUCCCUGUGGGGACCAGAGGGAGACUUUGAAGAUGAUGAUGAUGAGGACCUCACGCCUAUGCCAGCGUUCGACCCAGAGGUUAACUGGAACCAGACCUUCCAGGUCAACAACCUGGACCUUCAGGCACAGCGAUCAGAUUUGAUUGACCUGCACUGUAAUGUCUCUGGCAACCUGCUGCUUCACUCCAGUGAUGCUCUGCCAAUGGCCGAGGCAUUCAUGGAGCAACUCAACAAAAAGCACCAAGGACGGUUUACUCUGGUGCGCGUGGUCAAUGUAGUGAAGCGUGUGGACGGGUUCCAGGGCAGCCGCUACCUUUUGGAGCUGGAGCUGAGAGAUGCGAACGGCCAACUGCUGCGUCUGUCACACUACAUCUACACUCUGAUUCGCCAGGACAGGCAGCGCAGAGACAACUUCAACUUCCAUAGGCCGAAACCUCAGUUGGUGCUUUGCAACCCGGUGGGCUUCCGCUGGAACCCGGUUGCAACUGUCCACUUUAUAGUACCAGUGAAAAACCAGGCUCGGUGGGUGAAACAGCUGAUAUCUGACAUGGAACAGCUGUUUAUAGAAACUGGAGACCACAACUUCAAUCUCAUCAUUGCAGACUACAACAGCACUGACAUGGAUGUGAAGACUGCUCUGCAGAAAUCCAAACUCAUCAGGUACCAGUACGUGAAGCUGAGUGGAAACUUUGAGCGUUCUGCUGGUCUGCAAGCAGGUAUCAACCUUAUUAAAGAUAACCACAGCAUUGUGUUCCUUUGUGACCUCCACAUACACUUCCCUUCCUUCAUCAUCGACACCAUCAGGAAGCACUGUGUGGAGGGAUUCAUGGCUUUUGCCCCAAUCGUCAUGAGACUGAACUGCGGGUCUACGCCAUGUGAGGCCAAAGGUUACUGGGAGGUUAAUGGCUUCGGCUUGCUGGGCAUUUAUAAAUCUGAUCUGGAUGCAGUGGGAGGAAUGAACACCAAAGAAUUCACAAACCGCUGGGGAGGAGAAGACUGGGAGCUCCUUGACAGGAUUCUCGUGGGAGGACUGGAAGUGGAGAGGAUCUACUUGAGGAACUUCUUCCACCGCUUUCACUCCAAACGUGGCAUGUGGAACCGCAAAAAGAUUCCCAGCCACAGGUGACUUUAUCACCCGCCGCCUCACUAUGAUCGCCAUGGUUAGAACAACCAGGGCUACCAGGGCACUUUAAGAGCUUAAGCUGCAGAAAGCUAAAGCUAGUUGUUGAGCAGAUGCUUCUGAUAUGCUCAGAGCUUAUUUCACUGGAUGUACUGUUGACUACUAAGAGGGUACUGGUCUGUCUGCCAUGGCCAUGACAUCUUACGUAUGAAGAUACUGCUGUGCACCAUGAUGCUGAGAAGACUUACACCACGACAAUCUGCACUACUGUCUUGAUCCAAAGACAGAACAUGAAUUAAACAACAGUUCACACUCCAAGGAAACAAGUACACAAGUGUCCUACAACAGUGAGAUCACAAGUCUUGCACAUGAGUCUUAACUGGAGGAAAAUCUGUUGAAUUGAACUACCAUUGUGUAUUUGGUAAACACAGCCUUAUUUGUUACGUUGUAAAUUAUAAAAAAAAUAUAUAUAUAUAUUUAUUAUAUCAGUGUGUGUGUGUAGGAUUUUUUUGACCACUGUUUACAUGUCAAGUGCCCUCUUAUGAUCGUUUGCAUUACUAUUAUUGUGCCUUCUCUUGUUAAUGUUAUUCAGGUACUGGGGCCACAUGGGUCUGUUUUACAUAUGAGACAGAAAAAGCCUUUAACUGGAAAAAAUAUUUAAAUAUUUUAAUGAUUUUCAUGAUUGUAGUGUUGAGUUUUAUCAGGGAAGGACAGACAUGCAUUAAUAAAAGUAUGCACGUUGGUUUCUGUGUUGCCCAACACAUCACAGACUUAAAACUGUGUAUUUGGUUGAGUAUCAGAAAACUGUAACAAAAACUGAUGGCUCAUUGAAAAAGUUCCUACUUCUUCUUAUUUUCCUUACACUGCAAUUUACCAAAGGUAAUUAUAUAGAAGGAUAAUAUGUGUUUCUUAUAUGUCAGACUAUUUAAAAUCAACCUGCUGAUCUUUUUUCAUUUCAUGAGUAUUUUGAGGAAUCCCAUUUUUUUUUUUAUCAGUCUUUGAUGCUUUCCAAUCAAGCUUUUAGAAUUAGUGUUUUCAUGUCAACAUAAGCUGGAAUUGUAAUGGAAGAAGAAUGAUCCUUUGUGUGUUUUGUCAUGUUAUUUGAGACGAGAUUAAUGGCAGCAUCUUAUCAUGUUUCACAUUCCUGUUAAAGAAGUCAAUGUGCCUUUUCAGUCGUUGAAAUCGAUACUUGUUGAACACUUUUACUCAUUUAGGGGAAUCAACAUCCCAACUCUGGUCGGGUGCCAAAUAAUGCUGUUGUUUUUUAGGAAGUAACACUGUCAAGAAUUGUGUAGGUUUUUUUCUGUCACAUUUUAAUGUAAGUACAAUCUAAAGUGUUUGAAAUGUGGAUACUGGUUCGACAAGGAUUUUGGAAGUUUUUCAUGUCCGUCCUUUUCUGUUCUCUCUUGGUUGUUUUUAGAAAUACCUCAUCCCUCUCUGUGCUGGGAAUUUAACUUUUGUAGUCUUGGAGUCUCUUCACUCAGGGACACUUUUUUAUUUUUUCAUCUUCACUGAUUUUGAGAAUAAAUGUUUCUGUCCUUCACUCCCAUUAAACUGUGCUUUUCAAUUGUU